Messenger RNA from Mercenaria mercenaria, 4180 nucleotides. RefSeq lists its product as uncharacterized. Gene Ontology annotation, molecular function: protein binding. The record is from RefSeq and is a predicted model, not a curated record. Lineage: Eukaryota; Metazoa; Mollusca; Bivalvia; Venerida; Veneridae. The coding region runs from base 713 to 2821 and encodes 702 amino acids. The transcript has 2 exons.
GUGAACACUAUUAUUUAAAUUUUCAAUUGUGGCUGUGCCAUUUAGGACAAUAUUGCAUAUCAGGUGUUCACUCCAUGAAAUGUAUUUCAACCUUACAAUGAAACAAACAAAUACCAUAUAUUUAUAAUACCGUAGUACUGUUGAAUAAAUCCAACUAAUCAACUUUGUAGCAAGACAACCAGAUUUUACUUCUACAUGGAGUUAGAAGCUCUAGAUAGAUGUUUAUGUUUUCAAUUUCUCAAGCAAACCUGAUAAUAAGACCAACCUGAUACCCCGACCAUAUGAGGUCACAUUAUUAUCUGUUAUCCUCUUUAACAUUUUUCCUACUAAUCUGUUGAUUUUACUUCUUUGUUUCCAUAGUGACCAUAACUACGGUCCUGUUUUCAAACAAAAUAGCAAAUUUCCAUUCAAGGUUUCCUUUACCUUAAAACAUCUUACAUACUUAGUCUAGUACUAUUAAAGUUUUUAUAGGAUUUGCUUUUUGUCAACAGAUGGACAGACAGGCAGACAGACAAACAUCCAGACAGAGGAGUGCAUGGCAAUGUUACUAUCAAGGGACAGAACUUCAGCACACACUCAACAUGUGUAAUUAGACUACUUCCCCUGAUGACCUAAAAGCCAGAAAGGGAAUUACCCCCAAAAAAUCCAAAUAUUAAAAGAGAAAAUACUGUUAAAUAUUCAGAAGAAAACUUUAUACUAUACAUUCUACAGAAUGUAUCGUAUUCCUGACUAUCAAACCAACCUGUCUCUGAGACUGUCAGAGGUCCUUGAUGAUAUUGGAGUUAAUGAGAGAACUUUGCUUAAGAUGAGAAGGUCAGCCUUACUGCAGGAAACUAUGCAGACAAUUACAGAGAGGUCUAAAUGCAAUAAAAGGCUUUCAGUUCACAUGUUUGGCAGCAGUUCCGAGGGCACAACAACAGUAGGACUUCAUUCAGAUAAAGACUAUCUAUUAUGUAAACAUGAUAAUAAUGUGAUAAUGGACUAUGCAGAAUGGGAACCUGGCUUUACCAAUCUACUGAUGAUCCAGGAUAAUACUACAUCACCAGGUUACUGUCUUCUACAACAGCUCAGAGAUGAUGUACCUCUUCCUGCUGCACAUGUUCUAGAUAAGAACCAUGUCAGAGAUGCAAGUGGAAGGGUGUUGCUAAAGAAUACUUUAUUUAGAGAUAUUAUGCCUGCAGGUGGUGUAUAUCAUGGUCCAUCAUGGGCUAGACAGGGAGGACCUGGAAUUAAAGACACUGACGUUGUUCCUGCCUUCCAUGGUAAUUCAUGGCCAUAUGAAGCAAGAGCCUGGUUAGACAGGCAAGGAAUAGGAAACUGGCCCACUGCAGACAUGAAGAGAUUUGCAGUAAAUAAUGGAUGUUUUGUUGUUCCUGUUGCAAGUAAAGUCAGCCAGAAUCCAGAGCUUGAAUGGAGAAUUUCUACUUCACAAGCAGAGAGAUGUUUAAUGUUUAGUUUAAACAUUACACAAAUACGCUGUUAUGUAUUAAUGAAAAUGAUUUUAAAAACAUUUCUUCAUCAUGCAGGUGAAAGUCACAUUACAAGUUUUAUGUGUAAAACAAUUUUGUUACAUUGUAUUGAAAACACACAUUCAAAUGCAUGGCAGGAAAAUAAUUUAUUUACAUGUUUAUCAUGUUGUUUACAUGUACUAUACAAAUGUUUACAACAGGAGAACUGCCCACAUUUCAUUACACCCAGAAACAACUUGAUGGCAGGACAGUUUUCACCUGAAGUCAAAGCGCUGUUGAUAGAAAGAAUGUUUCACCUAAUACAAAGUGAAGGUCAAGCAUUGCUUGAGGUUCAGAUUGAUGACCUUGGUCAAAGACUGCAGAUCAAACUGAACAUGUUAGAUCCGAUAGCAGAAAAUAUUCCUUCAAAAAAGGAAAACUGUCUCAUCAUUUCAGGAGGAUUAUUACGCGAAACAGCUCGGAUAAUCACUAGGUGUAGUAGUAAAAUGUUAUUAGCAACAAUUCAAAACAGUCCUGUAACAACCGUACAGAACCUGCUCAAUGUAUUAGAAAAUUAUCAGAGAUGUUAUAGAGAAGGAAGUAAGUUAGAACAGAGAGCAAGCAGUCUUAUAGCACCACAGGUCUGCUCAACAUUGGGAACUGUAAUAGCCUCCAUAAAUAUUCAGACAAACAACACCAUACCUCCAGAAGCACUGACCUGGUUAUCUGCAGGCCUGAAUUCUGAUGCUGCUUCUGGAAGACUGAAACUUGCAUCUGUUCUAUACAGUGUGGGGUAUAUGGUAGAAACCGAAUUAACUUUAGGAGAUAUAGUGAGACGUUAUGGCUUUAAUAAUGUUGAACCAAUAUGUGAAUGCUAUACAUUCCCAGUACCUACAGUAUUGAAAAGGUUUCAAGAACUUGCAUAUCAUCAAAAUGAGAAGGCUGUUAGAAGUGUCUGUGCAUUUUGUGUCAGAUUUACUCCUGCUGAGAUUCAUUGUGUUCCACAGGAACUGCAGUAUGAAAUGUUCCGAUCAACUCAAGAUGACUUGCUGUAUAGAGAACUUACGGACUACUGGAUGGAUUGGGCAGUGGUAGAUUCCCUCCCUUACCUCUAUUUCCUACAAUACAAGACCUACAGACACCUUCAGAGGUUUGAUGAUCAGCAUCAAGCACUGGCUAAACUUGCUAGAACAAUUGAAACCACGAGAAACCUUGGUCACAGGGAAACAGCACUGAAUCUACUUGGACAGUGCUGGGAACAGGAGAACCAACCUAACAAAGCUUUACUCUGCUACAUGAUGUCACUGAAGGUUAGAGAAAGAAAUAAUGCAGCAAGAUUCCACAUCUGCAGACUUUUAGCAAACUUCAUUUGAUCUAUAUCAUAAGCCUAAUAUUUUACAACAGUAUAAAAAGAUAACUUUGACAAACCAAAUAAAAUCUGUAUAUACCAUAAACUUCUGCCCUUUUUUGUAAGGCAGUUGUCAUUUUCAAUGAAGUAUCAUUUUCAAUUAACAAUGUAAUCGUAUACUUUAGUCUGUAUCAGUCUCUUAAUAGAUCCCCAACAAUGGUCUUCAAGGUUGGUCUGUGGUCAUCACAUAUUUUCUUCAUACUUCUUAAAUCGGGAGUGAUAGCAUUGUGUCAUUUGUGAUAUAGAAUUAAGCUAGAAUCAAGCCUAUGGUAACAUAAAUCAUGGCAUAAAAAUGACAAUAUAUGUAUAUAUGUUAACAUGGUGACUUGAUUGCUUCAUCAAUAAAUAUUAAAAUUUUAUAGAUAUAACAACUAAUGUGACUGUUACAUGCCCUCGAUAUGACUUGUUUAAUAAGUGACAAGGUUUUAUAAAAAGGUGAAAAAUAACAAGAAGUGGACUUUGGUUCCAGCAUUUGAAAUUGUCCAUUAGCCAUUUAAAUCAAUUGUUCAAGGAGAAAAUAUCUGAUUGUAGGACUGAAAGUGUUUCAAAUCAUCUUAAUAAAGAGUAAAAAACAAACACUGACAGAACUGUAAUGAUUUUUUUUUUCAGAUAAAGGGAUUAAAUGUUAUAUAUCUUAGAAACAAGUUUGGUGACUAUUUUUUAAAUUUUUCUUAUGAUAUCAUAAUUAUAUAUUUUCAUGUACACUUUUAACAAGAAAAGACAAAUCUCAAAACUAAAGCUGUCACAGGAAUGACGAAUUAUACCCCAACAAUACGGUCACUGCCAAGAGAAUUAUAUUUGCAAUAGUGCUAAUGUUAAUAAAAGUUCUUACAAAAUGUUUAAUAUGAUGUUUAAUGACUUUUGAGUGUUGUGUUAGACAGCUAUUUCAAAGUUUGAAUAACAUUUAGUGUUCUUUAACCUAUGAUAGUUUUGACUGCCACAGUUGUUGAGCUAUACCGCGAAAUUAGUGAUGUGACCUAACAUGAUGACAAUGGCUAACUAUAACUGUUUGAAGUAUACAUGGUUGUUUCUUGGAUGAUAUCUGAUUAAUUUAUUCACAGUUCUUAAUGCAUAUGACAUGAAAUAUUGUGGUAAAUACAAGAAAUACUUUGUUGUGUUUGUUUUUGUUUGAUGUUAAGUUAAAUGUCAAGUGCCGCGACAAUACAGAUGAAUGGUAAAAUGAUAUUUUGUUGAAAAUAAACCACUUUUUAUAACAAAUAUUUCAAGGUUUCUAUUCUUAUUAUGUAAUAGGUAUAUAAUGAACAUCAUAUUUUUGUAUUAUUUGUUUGCAUACAUCAGCGGAAAAUAAAGUAUGUAUUUCUUG